AAGAAGGUCAUCGAUGCCAAGGUGCAGAAGGGUGGAUAAACGUACCAAGUCCAAGGUGGUCAAAGGACCGCACCGUACCCACGAAAAUCUUUGCCGACUCGCAGCCGUACGACAUCACCAAGUGCUCACUGAAGAAGGAAGCCGCUAUGGAGAAGAUCGAGGAAAACAACACGCUGGCCCGAACCACGUCAAAGUCGCAGCCAAGAAGCUGUAUGGCGUCAAAUUGCACACCAGUGUCGUGGCCGGAUGGCAAAAAGAAGGCGUACGUGCGGCAGGCGCGCGACAACGACGUCCUGGGCACAGCCAACAAGAUCGAUGUUAUCAUAUUUGUUCAUUCUAA
Molecule: messenger RNA, 340 nt
Organism: Culex pipiens pallens (northern house mosquito)
Lineage: Eukaryota; Metazoa; Arthropoda; Insecta; Diptera; Culicidae
Exons: 2
Coding region: 14-340 (108 amino acids)
Source: RefSeq, a predicted model, not a curated record